Molecule: messenger RNA, 3834 nt
Organism: Cyphellophora attinorum
Lineage: Eukaryota; Fungi; Ascomycota; Eurotiomycetes; Chaetothyriales; Cyphellophoraceae
Exons: 1
Coding region: 1-3834 (1277 amino acids)
Biological process (GO): regulation of ribosomal protein gene transcription by RNA polymerase II
Cellular component (GO): nucleus
Molecular function (GO): sequence-specific DNA binding; DNA-binding transcription factor activity; protein binding
Source: RefSeq, a predicted model, not a curated record
AUGACGUCCCUAGAGCCGGCGACGGCAUCGCAUGGGGGAGGAGGACUGCCGUCCUGGACUUCUCCCCCAGCGCAGGCCCAUGUGCCGCAGGACGAGUCCGAGCCCACUCAACAAGAACAUACGGCCCGGAGCGAUGAGCUGAAUCGCAUAGAAGAGUCAAAUAACACGACAUCCGUCGACAAUAUCCCGCCCCGACAAUCCUCGUCAGCACCCGAACCCAACGACAUCGAUUCGAAUCAGCAACAGAGACAAGGAGCACUCGACAAUUUGAUGGCAGCUCUCCAACAAAACCAGCAACCCAUGGCAGCUGACGCUUCACAAGAUGCAGGUUACUGGGGAGCCCAGCCAACCAACGCGCCACCUGAGCUGAGCAGUGACAAACGCGACGCUGCCAGUGCAAACGAGUUGUCACCAUCACUCCUCUCAAAUGUGGCACCCGGCCCAAACGUGACAUCCGGCCCAACUCUCGAUGAAAUGCCUUCUUCAACUGCCGGUGAGCUUGACACCGACGAGCUGAACUUUGCACUAGAGAAUGCUUUCUCACUAGCAGAGAUGGAAGCGGCGACACAGCAGAAGCGCAAGAUUGGCGCCUAUGCCAAACUCACCUUUGACGAUGGCCACUACUACAUGUGUACACACUCGAUGGAAUUGGGUCGUGACGUUAUAGCAUAUCAGGAUGCACAAAUGCGAGAACGAGAAGGUCAAGACGGACUACAACUUCGCGCGCGAAACUCCAGCAGCAGAAUGUCACGACCAUCGGAUCGCAUGAAACGCGGCCUCGACAGUCAGAUGCCUGGCAGCGUCGUCAGCGAGUCUGGUGGCUUCGCCGGUCUCGACAACAUUCCAACCGCUGAAGGCAGUUCCGGCCACGGCAAAGGUCAUCCCUCGAACUCGUCACAAGUCAGCGACGCCGUCGAUCCCUGUCAUCUGGAUCUAAGCAGAACUUUCGACUACGAUAAGCGUGCAGAAGAGAUUGCCGCCAUCGAUCCUGAUGAUGGCGAGAGGGCGGCUCCGGUGACGGCCGCACAUCUGCCAAAUCCAGACAUGUGUCCAUUGAUCCCGAUCCAUGCGACGACCGACAGCGAUGAACCUGAGACCGCAAUUCACAAGAGAAUUUCUCGCAGACAUGUAAGAAUCGAGUGGAGUGGAGAGGACGAGUGUUUUGUCCUCACAGUACUGGCAACCAAUGGAGCUUUCCUUGAUGAUGUCUUUUACAGGAAAGGGGAGAGGAAGCUGAAGUUGAAGGAUGGAUCUCGCAUUCAGAUAUCGGGAAUCGAGAUUCGUUUCGAUUUGCCUCCCCCAGAAGAAAGCGUCUCGCCUUCUCUUCCAGAAUUCGAAGGCUCGCCCGAGCGGCCCAGCACUAUUACACCCAUAUCGACACCGGACCGAUCAACGACACCUGCCAGAGUCAACGGUAGAGCUACAAACAAAAAAGCGUCACCGCGGACCAUGCCAGCAUCUGCAACAGCUGCGCCACUUGUCGGUCCAGAUGGACAGCCAAUUCAACGGAAGCGUGGGCCUGGAAGACCACCGAAAGAUGGUAUCAUGAGCACCCGUGAACGAAAAGAGCUGGAGAAGAAGGCCAAAGCGGAACAAGCGAAAGCUGCUAAUGGUGGAACUACACCGCCGCCGGCGGCUCGACCAAGGGGCGCGAGGCCCCCAACAGAUGAGGAGUUGGCAAGGGCGACGGCUUCGAGGCAGGCGCAGAGCAACAUCAGUACCAGUGCUAAUGUCAAACGAAGACGGUCAGAGGACGGAGAUGUCAUGCAGUCCAUCGAGGAUGGUGAAGAGGACGAUAUCGAGAGGCGAGCAACGAAAAAGUCCCGGCAAUCCAAGUCUCCGUCGCCAAAUUAUCCUCCAAUGGAGUCUCUGACGGAAGAACAACUUGCCAGACCAGCGGACCCUUACGCUCGACUGAUCUAUGAUCUGCUAAUGGAAAUCUACCCUCGAGCGCUGCCGCUGAAACAGAUCUAUCGAGCCAUCAAGACCAAAUUUCCAUUCUUUGUGUACAAAGUAGAGUCAAAUGGCUGGGAAAGCUCCGUUCGUCACAACCUCAACCAGGAAUUCGACAAGCUAUUCCACAAAGGCGAGAAGGAGGGCAAGGGCUACGCCUGGAGAGCUAUACCUGGCGCACUACCUGCGCAGGGCGAGCGCAAGAAAGCUGCGGCAACAGGGACAGCAGCAAAGCCCAAGCCGCAGCAACCCCGCCAGCAGAACCCACCGAACCCAUAUAUGGCGCCUAAUGGGUAUGGUUCUCCAGCUGGUGGUCAGUAUCCGCCUGGCCAAGGUCCACCUAACCAGGGGCGGCCGUAUCAGUCAACAGGGCAUAAUGCUUCCGGCACGACCGUCCGGGCUGCACCACCGACGAAAGUCCCCUUUCCUCCGAAGAAAAACAACCCGACUUCGGCUAGAGGGGUCUACGAGAUUAUACGAUUUGAGUCUGGGAUGCGCGAGCGGGCUGAGAAGAAGUCUGGCGCAACUGUCGCUCGUUUCAUGCUGGUCUUCAAUUCAGCCAAAGCUCGUGUCGUUCAUGGAGCGCCAGCUUCUUUGAUCCCAGGGCCAGAAAACAACGAUGAGAAAUGGAUUGUGGAGCGACUCAAAGUCAUCGUCAAGGAUUACGCCAAUCCAGAGUUUGAACGCUUUGAUUACAAGCCACCACCGGCUCCAGUGGUCAAACCUGCUGCACCUCCUGCUCGACCACAGAGUAGCGCUCAAGCUGGACCUUCGCAGGGUCAAAUAGCCAACAUGUAUAGCCAGCCUUCAGGCUCUGCUGCUAGACCGCCGCAAGGACCUAUCGCUCCGCAGCAAGUACAGGGCCCUAACCGACCACCGCCGCAGAUACAGAACCUUGGUGGACCAUAUCCAAGACCUUCUGAGCUUCGUGGGCAGAACAAACGACAAUCGCCCUUUCCGCAACAACAACAAACACCUGGAAUCACUGCUACCAGUGGUUCUGGCCCACAGGUGGCCGUGCCCAGACCAGGUUCCGCACUUGGUCCGUCGAGACCCGGUCCACCUGGCAAUCCUGUCACGAAUGCUACGCCUCCAGGACAGGCGAAUAGUCCGUAUCAGCAUACUCCGCCUCGACCAGCGUCCGCGUAUAGCAUCUCGAGACAGGGUACACCUGGCACUGCAGGUGCGACUGCCCUGCCUCCGGGACAAGGAAAUGGUCUCUAUCAGCAUGUUCCGCGAUCAAAUGGUCAGGGCAGUCCUCUGCAGCAAGUCGCUCGGCCUGCGUCGGGACAGAACCCACCUCAGCCAUAUCGGACACCUCAGCAGAGUCCGCUGACACAGCCGAAUAGUCCUCAGUUAAUGCCUCCGCAGCAAGCGCGACCAGCACAAGCAUCUACGGCAAUCAACAGCCAGCAGCCUGUGGCGCCAGUGCAGAAUGCUCCGCAGCCCGUGUCGCCAAGAAUCGGCCAUUCGCAGCAAGUUUCGGCGCCCAACACGCAACAGCAGCCAUCGACGCAGCGCCUGCCGCAGCAGGUCAACACACCUGUCGCUACUGGAGGCAGCGAAAACGCGCCCACACCUCCAGGUGCACCCAUAGCUAGCACCACGCCAGCACCACGGCAGACGCCCUAUCCGACUGUUGGACAGAGCAUGCAAGCCGCCGCAGCAGCGUCUACGCAGAACGGCAGACCACAGCACCAAGCCGUUCCGAACUACGGUGCCAGCACCACGUCGGCCGCCGCGAGUUCUGUGCCGACUGCUGGAUUCGCUCUGCACCUGAGCGACACCAACCACGCGGAUGUUCAGGGCCAUUUGAUGGACGACAGCGGCGAUACCACCAUGAACACUACCGCUCCUGCGUUGAAAGCGACGACUGCUUAG